Messenger RNA from Momordica charantia (bitter melon), 600 nucleotides. The record is from RefSeq and is a predicted model, not a curated record. NCBI's taxonomy places the organism in Eukaryota, Viridiplantae, Streptophyta, Magnoliopsida, Cucurbitales, Cucurbitaceae.
UCUGGGUUUCUCCAUUUCUUUGUUUUUCUGGUUAUGUACAUGGCGUCAACUCGGGAGGGACACUAUAGAGGAGUACGAAAGAGGCCGUGGGGGCGUUACGCAGCUGAGAUUCGCGACCCAUGGAAGAAGAGCAGGGUUUGGCUUGGUACUUUUGACACACCGGAAGAGGCUGCUCAUGCUUACGACGGAGCUGCCAGAUCUUUACGUGGUGCGAAAGCAAAAACCAACUUCCCCCCGCCGAUAAAGGCCGGUCUCUCCUUCGACCUUAACGCCACCUCUGGAUCUCACUUGUGUACCUCCCACUCUGGUCAUAUCGUCAUCGGCGAGUUUCUGAACGCAGGUUCUCUCAAGGAUGUGAGCUGUCCUGUCAACGCGGAUGUCUCAGUUUCGAUGAACAAAGAAUCUCCGUUUUGUCUCUCCCUUGGUGCUAAUGAAAGCCCCAGCCACCCAGUGGUGUCUGAAACGUCUACAACGACGUCGUUUUUAGGCAUCGUUAGGCGAGGCUUGCCCUUUGAUCUCAACGAGCCUCCUCCCUGUUGGCUGUAAAUGAACCGAUUUCUCUCGUAGAUGCAUAACUUCAGUCGUCGUUUUUCCUUUUUA